Molecule: messenger RNA, 2371 nt
Organism: Talpa occidentalis (Iberian mole)
Lineage: Eukaryota; Metazoa; Chordata; Mammalia; Eulipotyphla; Talpidae
Gene: GLB1
Product: galactosidase beta 1
Exons: 16
Coding region: 68-1999 (643 amino acids)
Biological process (GO): carbohydrate metabolic process
Cellular component (GO): vacuole
Molecular function (GO): beta-galactosidase activity
Source: RefSeq, a predicted model, not a curated record
UCAGUCAAGUGACGCGGAGCGGCUGGCCCCGGCGCCGACUCUGGAGUCCAGAGGCUGGAGGGUGGACAUGCCGGGGCUCGAGCGCAUCCUGUCCCUGCUUCUGGUGCCGCUGCUACUGGGCUCUGAUUGUCACUUGAGUGAUGCUUCCCCGAGGACCUUCGAAAUCGACUACAAGCACGACCGCUUCCUCAAGGAUGGCCGGCCAUUCCGCUACAUCUCUGGCAGCAUUCACUACUUCCGAGUGCCCCGCUUCUACUGGAAGGACCGGCUGCUGAAGAUGAAGAUGGCGGGGCUGAACGCCAUCCAGACGUAUGUGCCCUGGAACUUCCAUGAGCCCCAAAAGGGACAGUACCAGUUCACUGGGGAGCAUGAUGUGGAGCAUUUUAUUCAACUGGCACAGGAGCUGGGGCUGCUGGUUAUCCUGAGGCCUGGGCCCUAUAUCUGCGCGGAGUGGGACAUGGGAGGAUUACCUGCUUGGUUAUUAGAAAAUCCAUCUGUUGUUCUCCGUUCUUCUGAUCCAUAUUACCUUGAGGCUGUGAACAAGUGGCUGGGAGUCAUCCUGCCCAAAAUGAAGCCUCUGCUGUAUCAGAAUGGAGGGCCCAUUAUAACAGUGCAGGUUGAAAAUGAAUAUGGCAGCUACUUCUCCUGUGAUUAUGACUACCUGCGUUUCCUGCAGAAGAGGUUCCACUACUACCUGGGUGAUAACGUGCUUCUGUUCACCACCGAUGGGGCACGACAAGCAUUUCUGAAGUGUGGGGCACUGCAGGGGCUCUACACCACGGUCGACUUUGGAGCAGACAGCAACAUCACAGCUGCUUUCCUAGCCCAGAGGAAUAGUGAGCCCAGAGGGCCCUUGGUAAAUUCUGAAUUCUACACUGGCUGGUUAGACCACUGGGGUCAACCUCACUCAACAGUGAAGGCUGAAAAUGUGGCUUCCUCCCUCUAUAACAUUCUUGCCCUUGGAGCUAGUGUGAACUUGUACAUGUUUAUAGGAGGAACCAAUUUUGCCUAUUGGAAUGGGGCCAACAUACCCUACCAACCGCAGCCUACCAGCUACGACUAUGAUGCCCCCCUGACUGAGGCAGGGGACCUCACUGAGAAGUAUUUUGCUGUGAGAAAUGUUAUUAAGAAGUUUGAAAAUGUACCAGAAGGUCUUAUCCCUCCAUCCACACCAAAGUUUGCAUAUGGAAAAGUUACUCUGGAAAAGUUGAAGACAGUGGAGGAAGCUCUGGGCAUUCUGAGUCCCGCUGGACCCAUACAAAGCCGUUAUCCCUUGACGUUUGUACAGGUGAAACAGUAUUAUGGGUUCGUCCUGUACCGAACAAUGCUUCCUCUAGACUGCAGCCAACCAACACCCCUCUCUUCACCUUUCAAUGGUGUCCAUGAUCGGGCCUACGUCUCCGUGGAUGGGGUCCCCCAGGGAAUCCUCCAGCGAAAUUAUGUACUCACGCUGAACAUAACUGGGAAAGCUGGAGCCACUCUUGACCUUCUGGUGGAGAACAUGGGACGGGUGAACUAUGGCAAUAACAUCAGUGAUUUUAAGGGUCUGGUUUCUAACCUCACGCUCAACUCCACUAUCCUCACAAACUGGACCAUCUUUCCGCUGAACACAGAGGAUGCCGUGCGCAGCCACCUUGGGGGCUGGGGUGGCCGUCACAGCGGCCCCCGUGAUGAAGCGCGUGCCCGAGGCUCAGCGAACUACACACUCCCGGCCUUCUAUAGUGGGAAUUUCUCCAUCCCCAGUGACAUCCCAGACUUGCCCCAGGACACCUUUAUCCAGUUUUCUGGAUGGACUAAGGGUCAGGUAUGGAUUAAUGGCUUUAACCUUGGCCGUUACUGGCCAGCUUGGGGUCCCCAGUUGACCUUGUUUGUGCCCCGGCACAUCCUGGUGACAUCGGCCCCAAACUCCGUGACGGUGCUGGAGCUGGAGCGAGCGCCCUGUGACGGGGACCCGCAGCUGUGCGCGGUGCAGUUCGUGGACAAGCCGGUUUUGAAGUAGUCGCGACUGCCGGUCAUCACCUGUCGGAUCACCACUCGCCAGCGGACCAUGGAUCAUGGCUGAAGACUGUGACCCCUUGGGGUUCUUGCACAUACCUCACAUUUCCCACUUGUAAUGCCAAUAUUUGAUUUGAGGGUUUGAUUGGGGAACAUAGAGUUUGUGUUUUCAUUUGAGGUUUCCCUGCAGCCUCGCGGUUCCUGGCCCACCGCUGUCUGGGGUCUCAUGGAUGGGGGGGUGUUGGGGGGCGGGUAGCACGUAUGUGUUUCUGUAAAGAGUUAAAAUAGCAGCUUUCCAUUUGUUUCUGAUUUUUAUUCUGGGAAAAUCAUGUCUUUUUGUUAAAUAAAAUUUGUACUCAGCCAGUGGUACUGUUUU